Molecule: messenger RNA, 1003 nt
Organism: Pseudovirgaria hyperparasitica
Lineage: Eukaryota; Fungi; Ascomycota; Dothideomycetes; Acrospermales; Acrospermaceae
Exons: 3
Coding region: 404-1003 (199 amino acids)
Source: RefSeq, a predicted model, not a curated record
CGAGGUCCUGCAGCUGCAUAUCAUUCUUUUUUCUCCUGUUGACAGAUGGGAACCGCAGAUCUUACUUAUUAUCACUCACACUCCACAUUCCUUGAUUAGUUCUGCCCAGUCCCCAUAUCUAUCACUGCCUGAGCCACUAGCAAGAAUCCGUCAAUUGAAAGCCCAAACAUUGUCCUGCGCGAAUUCAACAUCAACAUCAUCAUCGUCGUCGUCAUUGUCAUCAUCUCCAGGUCCGCCGGAGUCGUGCCUUUAGGCUCUGUCUGCUGCUUGCGGUCUGUCCUAUGUACGAGACAGGGGCCGCCCAUCAUCAUCCCCACUUCAACUCGCCAACCCAUCAAAACACCUCGACCGACCCACCAAUUGAUCAUUCAUUUCAUUCCAUAAUUACAACCCAUCAAUCGACAUGGCUGACAUCGAAGAAGAUACUGGUGCCGCCAGCCUGCCCAAUGCCUCUUCUUUACACCAAUACUUCGCCCUCAUCGGUAGCCUCUUCUACUACACUCUCAUCCUACCCAUCUACAAGCUCCUCCAGCUGCUUGUCUAUCUGCUAUCGCCCCUCUUCUAUGCCGUCCAGUUCCUCUUGCUGCCGGUGACAUACUUACUGGGCUUUGUACUGAACAUUCUUGGCUUUCCGUUUCGCUUGGAGGUUAGGACAAAGAUCGAGACCAUAUACACAUAUGUCGGUCUGGCCGUGCUACUUGGUCUCAUUGCUGCCAUCUCACUGCACGCCAUUGUUGCCAUGCUCUCGUCCGUACUCGGCUGGGACACACCCUCGUCACCACCAUCUUACGACACCAACCAGAAACCUGCGCUAAGAUCUGCUGCGUCGCAUAGAGCCUCACGGAGAAGAAAGCAUCAGGACUCACUCGAGGACAUGGAUAGCUCUGAUGCAGCCAACGCUGUGCGAACGAAUACGUCACCCAAAUCCAAACGCACAACCUUCUUUUCGCCCCCGGUGUUCAAGGAACUUGAUUCCGAGCUUCUUGAACUCAACUCAACCUAG